Messenger RNA from Colletotrichum chrysophilum, 981 nucleotides. RefSeq lists its product as uncharacterized. The record is from RefSeq and is a predicted model, not a curated record. NCBI's taxonomy places the organism in Eukaryota, Fungi, Ascomycota, Sordariomycetes, Glomerellales, Glomerellaceae. The coding region runs from base 1 to 981 and encodes 326 amino acids. The transcript is spliced from 2 exons.
AUGAGCACGUUUGCCCUGCGCGUCUGGGCACGGGAGCGCAAGAGACAAACCCGUCUCGCGAAGCAGAAGCAAGGGAGCGGCUCAGAAGCCCAACUGGUUGAGACAGUUGCUGACCGCCCUGCCGUUCCUCGUCUCCAAGACGUUGCCAGCCCGAUUGUUCAGGCUGCAGACGAUUUUCUGCCCCUCAGAGGUGGUGCAGGGGACGCUAAUGCGGCGGCGUUUGGUCUGGACGCGGCUGCGGCCUGGGACGGCGAUCUGUCGGAUGUGACUGACAUGCCGGGCAACUUCAUGUUUGGCACAAUGACUCCGACGAUGCUGGAUCAGGGGCUGGGAGGCGACGUGGCGGUGACAGCUUCGUUCAGCUCGGCGUCUACCAUCGACCCAGCAUCUCUCAUGAGCAGAUCGGCGUCGUCCAUGUCUUCGCCUCCCACCUCGCCCGACUUUCCCGACAGCUACCUGCUACCAAUGAGUGACCUCAAGGUACUGAAAGGGCUUCUUCGGAUCGCGACCAGGCUCGGAUCCUACUCGGUAAUGUGGGACCCUGCGGCCAACUCGCCGUUCAACCAGGGAGCUGGUACGCCGGCCGAGCUGCUCCCCGAGACGUGGAGACCAACGGCAACGCAAGCUCUUGUGCCCCAUCAUCCGAUCAUGGACUUCCUGCCGUGGCCGGGGGUGCGGGACCGCAUCAUUGACUUGUUCAGUCUACCCGACGCGGCACGGCCACCGGCAGCCCGGGGCCCGCUUGGGCUGGUGAACUUUGCUUACGACCUGGAGGAUUCAUGUGAGGGAGCGCGUAUCUGGGGGGCCGACCCAUACGAUGCAACGAGUUGGGAAGUCGGCCAGGCACUUUUCCAGAGGUGGUGGUUUGUCUUUGAUAGAGCUGUUAUAGACCAGAGUAAUAAGUGGCGACGGUUGAGAGGCGCCGCGGCUUUGCAGCUGCAGACCGGAAGUGUGGCUGAAGAGGUGUCUGAUGGCAGUUGA